AUGGCUGCUCCCCUCGGAAAGAUGGUACUCGACGCGCUCGAGGGCGUCGCGAACAAAGCCGGAAUGCCCAUCGAAGAGGUUCUCAAGGCAGCUCAGGGAAUCGCCGAGCAGAAUCUCGUCAAGAUGGAGCCGGCUGAGGCAGGUGAAACCGUCUUCCAGGUCAAGCCCACUGUCGCCGUCGCCGCCGCUGCCGCCCUUCCUGCCAAGGCCAGUUCCUCCAAGCCCGUGGCGCCUCAGGUCCAUCUUCCCAAGGCCGCUAUUCCCCAGGCUCCCGCUUCCAGCUCUCGAGCUCCCGUGGCGUCGUCGUCCAAGUCCGCGGCUCCCAAAGCCUCGUCUUCCAAGGCUUUGUCUUCCAAGGCCUCGUCUUUCAAGGCCCCUUCGAAGACCGCCGUUGCUGUCAAGGGAAAGCAAUCGGCCCCCAAGGGUCCGGUUCCCAAGAAAACCGCUUCCAAGGCCAAGGCUUCUGCCUCGGACUCCGACACUGCCGCGUCUGAGGGACCUGCAAACGAGGGCAGAGCCAAUCAGUUCUCGUGCGAGUUCCCCGGCUGCACCAGAGACUUCGUUCACCGAUCUUCGCGCACUCGGCAUUACAAGCUCAACCACGACAACUGGCGCCCCUGA
Messenger RNA from Colletotrichum higginsianum IMI 349063, 621 nucleotides. RefSeq lists its product as uncharacterized. The transcript is spliced from 2 exons. The record is from RefSeq and is a predicted model, not a curated record. Lineage: Eukaryota; Fungi; Ascomycota; Sordariomycetes; Glomerellales; Glomerellaceae. Bases 1 to 621 code for a protein of 206 amino acids.